CUCAGAAGAGGGUUCAGGGCAGUUUGUCUCUGGGAGGCAGACAAAAGAGGGCUGCUCCCAAGAUCCCGGGUCCCGCUGUUCCCCAUUCUCUCUUAUCGUGAGGGUCACCCCAUGGUCCUUGUCACCCAAUCCCAGAACCCCGCCCCUCCCCUGAGAAGUCCGCACCCACAUUCGGAGACCUCAGGGCCACAGUGACCCCGGCCUUUUUCGUUUUUUAACUCUCUCGUGAUGUGUGCAUUUUAGUUAAUCAAAACAAUUUCGUUCGGGUCCAAAUUCGUUCUCUUAAUUCUAAGAUUCUGCAGUUCUUGGAGUCUCAGACUUCGUCAUCAUGGUCUGCGUGACUUUCUGAGAUUCUGAGUUUCGGUCCCCAGCUCCUGCGUUUGAAGGAGACCGGUCUCCGCAUUCGCCGGCGCUCGUGCCAGGUAGUCUGCGACCCGGCGUCCAUGACCAAGCCCUAGGAGUGAUCGGCCUGCCCGAGGGAACGAACGUCGGAGACCUGUCAACCAUAAAGCCAGUGCUGUGAAGAUUGCACUAGGAAAAAGGAAGGAUGCCGCUCUUCUUCCGGAAGCGGAAACCCAGUGAGGAAGCUCGGAAACGCCUGGAGUACCAGAUGUGUCUGGCCAAAGAAGCUGGGGCAGAUGACAUUCUCGACAUCUCUAAGUGUGAGCUCUCAGAGAUUCCAUUUGGGGCUUUUGCAACGUGCAAAGUUCUUCAGAAAAAGGUGUUGAUUGUCCACACGAAUCACCUCACUUCCCUGCUUCCUAAAUCCUGCAGCCUCCUGAGUCUCAUAACCAUCAAGGUUCUGGAUCUUCAUGAUAACCAGCUGACAGCCCUUCCUGAGGACAUAGGGCAGCUGACGGCCCUCCAGGUAUUGAACGUGGAAAAGAAUCAACUGACGUAUCUCCCACAUUCCACUGGGAACCUGACCCAGCUCCAGACCCUCAAUGUGAAAGACAACAAGCUGAAGGAGCUUCCGGACACCAUAGGGGAACUUCGAAGCUUACGCACUCUCGACAUCAGUGGGAACGAGAUUCGGAGGUUGCCACAGAUGCUAGCUCAUGUUCGAACCCUGGAGACUCUAAGCCUCGACGCCUUGUCCAUGGUCUACCCACCUCAGGAGGUGUGCAGCGCCGGCCCUGCAGCCAUCCAGCAGUUCCUCUGCAAAGAGUCAGGGCUGGAAUACUACCCCCCUUCUCAGUACCUCCUGCCAGUCCUGGAGCAAGAUGGAGCCGAGACCUCCCAGGACAGCCCCGAUGGGCCCACAGACAGGUUCUCCAGGGAGGAGGUAGAGUGGCAGAAUAGGUUCUCAGACUACGAGAAGAGGAAGGAACAGAAGAUGCUGGAGAAACUUGAGUUUGAACGGCGCCUAGAACUCGGGCAGCGAGAGCAUGCCCAGCUCCUUCAGCAGAGCAGUAGUCAGAAGGACGAGAUCCUUCAGACAGUCAAGGAGGAGCAGUCGCGGCUGGAGCAGGGCCUGAGCGAGCGCCAGCGUCACCUCGAAGAGGACCGGCAGCGGCUGCAGGAGGAGCUGAAGCGGACGGAGCAGAACAUCUCCAACCGGAUCCAGAAACUCCUACAGGACAAUCAGAGGCAAAAGAAGAGUUCUGAGAUUUUGAAGUCGCUGGAGAAUGAAAGAAUAAGAAUGGAACAGCUGAUGUCCAUAACCCAGGAGGAGACAGAGAACCUGCGGAGACGGGAGAUUGCCUCCGCCAUGCAGCAGAUGCUGACGGAGAGCUGCAAGAACCGGUUCAUCCAGAUGGCCUACGAGUCCCAGAGGCAGAACUUGGUCCAGCAGGCCUGUUCCAGCAUGGCUGAAAUGGAUGAGCGUUUCCAGCAGAUUCUGUCAUGGCAGCAGAUGGAUCAGAACAAAGCCAUCAGCCAGAUCCUGCAGGAGAGCGCCAUGCAGAAGGCCGCGUUUGAGGCUCUCCAGGUGAAGAAAGACCUGAUGCAUCGGCAGAUCAGGAACCAGAUUAAGUUAAUAGAAACUGAGUUAUUGCAGCUGACACAGCUGGAGUUAAAGAGGAAAUCCCUGGACACAGAGGCACUACAGGAGAUGGUCUCAGAGCAGCGCUGGGCCCUCAGCUCCCUGCUGCAGCAGCUGCUCAAAGAGAAGACUCAGCGAGAGGAGGAGCUCCGGGGGAUCCUGGUGUGUUGCCUGCGCCCGUCGCGCAGGGGUUUGCUUUCCCUCCACACGCUCGCCGUUCUGAGAAACGCUUCCGUUACCCAAGUCGCGGUUGUCCGUCAAAGGAAAAACAAAACGGAGUUAGAAGCCAAAAGCGAAACCAAGCAGGAAAAUUACUGGCUGAUUCAGUAUCAGCGGCUUUUGAACCAGAAGCCCUUGUCCUUGAAGCUGCAGGAAGAGGGAAUGGAGCGCCAGCUGGCGGCCCUGCUGGUGGAGCUGUCAGCCGAGCACUACCUGCCCGUCUUUGCUCAUCACCGCAUCUCACUGGACAUGCUGAGCCGGAUGAGCCCCAGGGACCUGGCCAAGGUGGGCAGCAGCCUCUCGGAGGAGGUGGGCGUCUCGGAAGCUGGCCUGCAGCAUGAGAUCCUGCGGCGGGUCCAGAAGCUGCUGGAUGCAACCAGGAUCCAGCCAGAGCUGCUGAAACCACCCCAGGGCGAGGUCCCCGGGGCCCUGGAGCCCACCGCCCCCGAGGAGCUUCCUGAGUCAGUGAGGCCAUCGGCUCCCCCCGCAGAGCUGGAGGUGCAGACCUCAGAAUGUGUCGUGUGCCUGGAAAGGGAGGCCCAGAUGAUCUUCCUCAACUGUGGCCACGUCUGCUGCUGCCAACAGUGCUGCCAGCCACUGAGGACUUGCCCGCUGUGCCGUCAGGACAUCAGCCAGCGCCUCCGGAUCUAUCAGAGCAGCUGAGCGCUGGUCCCGGACCCAGGCCUGGUCCCCCGGCCCCCUCCACCUCCUACAGGCCCAGGGCUCAGCUCACCCCCUGCUCUAGCCAGAAUAGCACGGCCCACUCUACCCUGGGCCCUUCCCCACAGCCCCGGAGGGCACCCCCCACCAUCGACCUCCAAGCACUUUGCCAGGCGGGGGCAGGGAGUAUUCCUGACCAAUGACCUAAAUACUAUGGAGGAAGAGAGAGGAUCCCGCAUGGCUCAAGGAUGGGCUCUGGGGUAUGAAGAGGCAGCUGUGCCGUCACCUGAGCACAGGACCGAGUGUCCUGGCCAGCGUGGUUCCGCCACUUCUCAACUGACUGGCAGGUCCCCUGCCCCUCUAGGAGCUUCGGUGUCCUCAUCAGGGGAACACAGACAGUGCCCUCCCUCUCAGUGGGGUGAGGGGAGCACAGGAGGACCCAGGCUGAGGGGAGGGGGCCACAGGCCACCAUGGACUAUCCCUGAUUGAUGAGCCGGAAUGCGUUUGGUGCAGGCCUUGUGCCACAAGCAACGUCGGCUGCUCCUCGCCUCCCUGGCUCCUGCUCCCCAGCACUCUGGGCCCCUCUGCAUCCUGACCUGCAGCACCGCAGCCCACGCGACUCGGGGCAGGCAAUGAGCUUCACAGACCCAAAGCGGGGAUGUCAUUAAACCCACCUCCAGCCUG
This is a messenger RNA of Pteropus alecto (black flying fox), 3547 nucleotides long. It is a transcript of the gene LRSAM1, whose product is annotated as leucine rich repeat and sterile alpha motif containing 1. The record is from RefSeq and is a predicted model, not a curated record. Gene Ontology annotation, molecular function: protein binding. The transcript has 25 exons. Bases 548 to 2866 code for a protein of 772 amino acids. NCBI's taxonomy places the organism in Eukaryota, Metazoa, Chordata, Mammalia, Chiroptera, Pteropodidae.